Molecule: messenger RNA, 1905 nt
Organism: Cynocephalus volans (Philippine flying lemur)
Lineage: Eukaryota; Metazoa; Chordata; Mammalia; Dermoptera; Cynocephalidae
Gene: PTPRR
Product: protein tyrosine phosphatase receptor type R
Exons: 13
Coding region: 226-1905 (559 amino acids)
Biological process (GO): peptidyl-tyrosine dephosphorylation; signal transduction
Cellular component (GO): cytosol; cell junction; plasma membrane
Molecular function (GO): protein tyrosine phosphatase activity; protein kinase binding
Source: RefSeq, a predicted model, not a curated record
UCAGGAAAUAAUGAUCACUUUUUGGCAGUUCAUCAGAAGAGUGGGAAGCCUGUAUUCAUUUAUCACCGUUCACAAGACAUUGAGAAGAGCCUGGAUAUAGCUCCACAAAAGAUACGUAAACAGAGCUACCAUUCCUCUUCCGAAGCUCAAGUAAGCAAACACCACCAAAUAGUUAAUUCAGCCUUUCCCAGACCUGCGUAUGACCCAUCUCUCAAUUUGCUGGCCAUGGCUGGUCAAGAUCUAGAAGUGGAAAAUCUUCCGAUCCCAGCAGCAAAUGUCAUUGUGGUGACACUGCAAAUGGAUGUAAACAAGCUGAACGUAACUUUGCUUCGGAUAUUCCGCCAAGGUGUGGCUGCAGCCUUAGGACUCUUACCUCAGCAAGUGCACAUCAAUCGCCUCACUGAAAAGAAGAACAGUGUUGAACUAUAUGUGUCUCCCAUAAACCGAAAAACAGGAAUUUCUGAUGCCCUGCCAUCUGAGGAAGUACUACGUUCACUUAAUAUCAAUGUUUUACAUCAAAGUUUAUCCCAAUUUGGAAUUACAGAAGUCUCUCCUGAGAAAAACGUUUUACAAGGGCAGCAUGAAGCGGACAAAAUCUGGAGCAAAGAAGGAUUUUACGCUGUUGUCAUUUUUCUCAGCAUCUUUGUCAUUAUAGUAACAUGUUUGAUGGUUCUUUACAGAUUAAAAGAAAAGUUUCAGCUUUCCUUGAGACAAGAUAAAGAGAAAAACCAGGAGAUACACCUGUCACCCAUUGCGCUACAGCCAGCACAGUCUGAGGGGAAGACAGCCCACAGCAUGGUCCAGCCUGAGCAGAUCCCGAAGGUGCUGAAUGUUGUAGUGGACCCUCAAGGCCGAUGUGCUCCUGAGAUCAAAGCUACCGCCUCUACCUCUGUCAGCCCUUCUCCUUUCAAAAUGAAGCCCAUAGGACUUCAGGAGAGACGAGGGUCCAAUGUAUCUCUUACAUUGGACAUGAGUAGCUUGGGGAAUGUCGAACCCUUUGUGGCUAUACCAACCCCACGGGAGAAGGUAGCAAUGGAGUACCUGCAGUCAGCCAGCCGAAUUCUCACAAGGUCACAGCUGAAGGACGUCGUGGCAAGUUCACAUUUACUCCAAAGUGAAUUCAUGGAAAUACCAAUGAACUUUGUGGAUCCCAAAGAAAUUGACAUUCCACGUCAUGGAACUAAAAAUCGCUAUAAGACCAUUUUGCCAAAUCCCCUCAGCAGAGUGUGGUUAAGACCAAAAAAUGUAACUGAUUCAUUGAGCACCUAUAUUAAUGCUAAUUAUAUUAGGGGCUACAGUGGCAAGGAAAAAGCCUUCAUUGCCACCCAGGGCCCCAUGAUCAACACCGUGAAUGAUUUCUGGCAGAUGGUUUGGCAGGAAGACAGUCCUGUGAUUGUAAUGAUUACAAAACUCAAAGAAAAAAAUGAGAAAUGUGUGCUAUACUGGCCAGAAAAGAGAGGGAUAUAUGGGAAAGUUGAAGUUCUGGUUAUCAGUGUAAAUGAAUGUGAUAACUACACCGUUCGAAACCUUGUCUUAAAGCAAGGAAGUCACACCCAACAUGUGAAGCAUUACUGGUACACCUCCUGGCCCGAUCACAAGACUCCAGACAGUGCCCAGCCCCUUCUACAACUCAUGCUGGAUGUAGAAGAAGACAGACUUGCUUCUGAAGGCCGAGGGCCUGUGGUUGUCCACUGCAGUGCAGGGAUAGGUAGAACGGGAUGUUUUAUUGCUACAUCCAUCGGCUGUCAACAGUUGAAAGAAGAAGGUGUUGUUGAUGCGCUGAGCAUUGUCUGCCAGCUUCGUGUAGACAGGGGUGGAAUGGUCCAAACCAGUGAGCAGUAUGAAUUUGUGCAUCAUGCUCUGUGCCUGUACGAGAGCAGACUUUCAGCAGAAACUGUCCAGUGA